Messenger RNA from Paramuricea clavata, 3334 nucleotides. Lineage: Eukaryota; Metazoa; Cnidaria; Anthozoa; Malacalcyonacea; Plexauridae. The record is from the annotation of a GenBank genome assembly.
AUGAUCUCAGGAAACAAAUUAAAAUCAUAUGUAGGUAAAGAAAACGGGGUCGUUCGCUGGAAGUACUUUGGAUGUGAGAUCGAAAAGUUUAUUCAAAUCUCGGAAGGCAAUUUAGAAAAACUCCUAAACGAUCCUGAAUGUGUGCACGAAAAUGUAGUUUAUUUCAUCUGUGAAUGUCUUAAAAACACUUGCGCACAGGCACAAGCCAGAAAUCUUGAUACGACACUCAUUCACGACAGCAGUUUUAUCGAUCAAUUUAAUGCCAAGAUUAAACCCUUUUUGGCCACAGCUGCUACAUUGAAUUGGACCCCGUGGUAUAAUCACGAAACUGAUUCUAUUCAUCUGUACCAAUUUUCGAUAUCUCCUGGGUACGCUGAGAAAGAAAUUCGAAUAUCCAAAACGUCUAAAUGGACAUUUUACACGUAUGGAGUUGAGAGAGAGAAGAGUAAUAUUCAUGUGUUCAAAAACGUUUCCGAGACUCUCAAUAGUGUGAAAUCUCUAGUAGAUCUGCUCAACAGUUUAAAAACCUUGAAGUUAUGCGACGGUUGUGGAACAACUGAAACCUGUAAGGAGUUAAACGUAGAUAACGAAAAUGGUAUAAGUUACCGGAGAAGGAAUGGACAAGAAGGUAUAUCAGUAGAAAACGGAGCCAUGCGGUCAACGGAUUGUGCAAUCCUUGUUGCCAGCACUUCACCUUCGUGUCAAUCUUGUCAGAAAGCCAAGCACUAUCUAAGAACGCUGCGAAGUCGAAAAACUGUUGCAGAAAGUAAAACAGACGUGAAAGCGCCAGAAAGGACCAGGUACGACUACAAAACCAAAAGUGAACUGGUACAAAUUGCGCGUGACUCGGCAAAAACAGUAAAGAUGCUGAAAACGAAAAAUCAAAGAUUAGAAGAAUCCAGAAAUAACUUGGUAAGAGUGGGGCCAAAUUCAGACAAAGAUUUGAAAAUUAUGUUCGAGGAUUUACAUGCAGGAUUGGAGAAGAAUCGCGAGAAAAUGUCGAACCCUUUGUGUCAAUGGAAACAUUGCGAAUCUCCAACAUUCGAAAAUGUCGAAGAGUUAUAUAUACAUUGCAAAACACAUAUAGAACGCUUAGACACCAGUGAGAUUGCUCCCAUUAACCGGCAAUAUUGCUGUCACUGGAAGGAUUGUUCGAAGCGUUAUUCUAAAUUAAAACUUUUGGAAAACCAUCUCAGGGAACAUACCGGCAAUUUACAAGACUCGUUUCUUGAAGUUCUUUUGCGUGACCAAGCGACAGCGAUAAAUACAGAGGCAAAGCAAAUGAGGUGGCAUCCGUUGGUCAUUAGAUGGUGCCUUCGAAUUUAUAUCAAGUCACACAAAUUGUAUGACGAUCUGCGAAAUAGUGGUGGACUUAAGUUGCCAAGUGGUAGAACACUUUCGGACUACAAAAAUUUUUGUUCCCCAGAGUCAGGAUGGCAAACAAAGAAUCUUCACAAAAUGAGAGAAGAAUUCGACAGAAUGAAACCACCAAAGCAUGCUAGCCUGGGUGGCUUAAUUUUCGAUGAAGUCAAGAUAAACGAGGGCCUCGUAUUCGACCACAAGAAUUGGGAGUUGAUUGGCUUCACGGAUUUAAUGGAGGACGAUGCAACGGAAGAGAACCAUGGACCACAAAACCUCGCAACCCACAUCUUACAGUUCUUUUAUCGUAGUAUUUUCUUCAAGUUCGAUUAUCCAUGCGCAUUUUUCUUAACUAGAACUACAACAUCUUUACAGUUGAACAGACUAUUCUGGCUUGGCAUCAGUAUGCUACACAACUACGGAUUUGAAGUCAUACUCUCGUGCUGCGAUGGUGCCUCAUCGAAUCGGUCAUUCAUAAUGAUGAAUACUGGAGAUACAAAUACAAGCUCGUGCCACAACAGAUUUUCUGGAAUGCCAUUAUUUUUCUUCUCUGACCCCCCACAUCUUGUCAAGAAGCUGCGAAACAACAUUCACAGCAGUGGUCAUAAGGAAAACCACCAACGCUAUACGCGGACCUUGUUUUUUAAAGGAAAACACAUUCUUUGGGAUCAUGUGUAUGCAGUGUACACGAGAGAAUGUCGAAGACACCUCUAUGUAACAGAUCUCAGGAGAGUGCACGUCAGUCUUGACAGUGUUACCAAAAUGAGAGUUAAACUUGCUGUGCAAACCUUGUCAACUAAAGUUGUUAAAGAAAUGGAAGAAUGUGAAAACGAAAUAACCGAACAGACACGACAAUAUUUACGGUUUUCUGAAGUAUUCUGGAACAUCUUUAAUAACCCCAAACCUAUUACAGAUAUGUCGGAUAGUCGUAUGGCAGAGCUGGACGCCGUUAUACAAUAUUUUCGUGAAUGGGAAACUUGGCUAUCUCAACAAUACAGCAAGAAUGCGGACCGAGCAAAACACUUUAUUUCUUGGCAAACGAAGUUCGAUUUGGAGGUAAGUUUUAACGCUUAAAUUAGAACCAGUACAUAUAUUAUCCCAGCUAGACAUUCCGCUCGUAAUAUAUACUCCUGCAUAUUCCCAUAACACUCUGUUUCAGCCAGGUAAAUAUACCUUUAGGUUUUACUAGUUUUCCGGCGGUGAAACGUCCCGUCCCAACAAGACGGGAUCAUAUAAACAGAUCCUUAAAGUAAAUGGAUGAACCGAGAAUAUUUUGAAGUUAGCCAACUAAUAUCGCGUUUGCGAGUUUUCUUUGGGAGUUGUUACAUGAGGUUCAUUAAAUCACUAUAAUACACCCCAAUCGAGGUGGUAUUAGAACUGAUUCGACCGCAGUUGACGUCAAACUCGCAAAACGUGAUAUUACAAGGUAAUAUCAUGAAAUGAGGUGUAUUAGCUGUUAAGCCGCCCACUCGAUUCGGCCUCGGGUCAUGGGCCAGAGGGAAUUUAACUAAAUGACCCUCAUCCAGCGGGUGGUUUAACAGCUAGUACACCUCAUUUUAUGAUACUACUUAUAAUUAUAUACUGUACAUAAUAAAUGUUUAACUACGUUGUUUUUAAGGUAACAGUCCGUGCUCUAAAUGAAUUGCUUAAAUUCAUGAAGACUGACGGCUUUGUUACGGAGUACGGAAGUAACCUAUACCUUAACUUGAAGAAGAUAAGCCAGGAUCAUGUGGAAUCCUAUUUUUCUGCGCAAAGGCAAAUGUGUGGUGGAACGCAGAAUAUGACUGGAUACACAUACGGAUACAAUAUAAACAGUUUGACCACUCUUCGCUCUUCCCGACUGCUGAUGAAAAAGCAGACAAAUGUGUAUGAAGUAUCCGAAUACCUUCCUUAUCUAACUAAUACAGAACAACUACCAAAACGACAAGCUAAUGACUCUAUUUGGGACACUGUUCAAUGGUUUAUGGAAAUUUAA